Messenger RNA from Mycetomoellerius zeteki, 6956 nucleotides. It is a transcript of the gene Usp7, whose product is annotated as Ubiquitin-specific protease 7. Gene Ontology annotation, biological process: regulation of protein stability; protein deubiquitination. The transcript has 19 exons. The record is from RefSeq and is a predicted model, not a curated record. NCBI's taxonomy places the organism in Eukaryota, Metazoa, Arthropoda, Insecta, Hymenoptera, Formicidae. Gene Ontology annotation, molecular function: protein binding; cysteine-type deubiquitinase activity. The coding region runs from base 1092 to 4877 and encodes 1261 amino acids. Gene Ontology annotation, cellular component: nucleus; cytosol.
GUCUAGUGUAAUAUAUAGAAAUCUGUGAGCGCAACCUGGCGCAACCGUGCAGCCGAGUCGCCGCCAUUUUGUUUAUUUUCGCGAGACAGAGAGAGAUCCGUGAACGACGAUCGCGACGUACGGGAUCGGCCCGCGCGUAUUCGUCCGUGUUAUUCGAAAUAAACAUCCGGCUUCACCAGCCGGAAGGUGAGAAAUAGUAAAAAAGAGGAGAAAGAAUCUGCUGCGAGAACAACGAUACAGGUGGGUUCGCUCGCAGACGGAUAUCACAGCGAGUCGUCGAGAAUUUAGAGUGAGGCAGUGAGCCUGAUCGAGAUCUAGCAGCGACGACGAGCAUAUUUGAGUAGAGAGAGAGAGAAAGAGCGAAAGGGGGAAAAGGAGCGAAAGAGAGAGAGAGAGUACGAGGGAGAGAAAGAACGCGAAGUGAGUAACGGCGCGCAACAUUGUCAACGUCGUUUGCGAUCGUCCUUGUAUACAACCGUCGACGGUGAUCGCGUCGUCGUCGUCGUCGACUCGUCGCUGAGCGCCGGUAAAGCGCGCAGCGGAAACAGUUUUACGGAUCGGGAUCUUGCGCGCGCGCACGGCAGGGAGGAAGGGGGGGAGGUCGGUGCGCGAGGCGCCGCGCCGGAACGAGAGGCGAGACGGCCGUCGUCGUUGCCCGCCGCCGCCACCACCACCGCCAGACCGCCACCAUCACCGCCGCCGCCGCCGCCGCUUCGACUAACACCAUUCAGCAUCACCAACACCAUCGCUGGCACCGCUGUCUCGUCAAGUCGUCAGCUCGUUAUUAGCUAGCACUACUGCCACUACUACUAGCCAGCAGUGGCAGCAAUCACAACUACUACAAACAUCGUCACAACGUCACAAGCCGUUGCUACCGUCGCCACCACUACGAAGAUUGCCGCGAUCGCACUGAUCGCAGUCGUGGCGACACUCGGACUUCGGAGGCGCGUACGAAGAGAAUAGGUAGACUUGUAUAGAGUACGUGUACGUACAAGGAGUAGUACGGGUACUCGAGUCGCGUACUUAGCGAUUUAAUAAUACGAGGGUGGAAUAUAUGCUGUGGGCGUCCCCCGUACGAGUGGGGGCACUUGAUGGCCGCAGAAAUUGGGCGAACUGCGAGCAAACAUCUAUCGUCGGAGUGCGGUAAAGCGACGUCGCUGUCGAGUAGCGACGUGGGCUUCGAUAGUAGCCGGGUAAUCGUAGGAACGGAACAGCGACAGCAGUUGCAACAAUCGAAUUAUCAGCAACGUCAAUCGUCGCCACCGUCGCAACAGCAGCAACAAUUUCAACAACAGGAUCGGACUUCAUUGGCUACGGUACAGAUCCGAAAGGCGCUCGGUAAAACGACGACUCCUCCUCCACCUCCUUCUCCUCCUUCUUACCGGAAUCGCGUACCGUUUGCGACCGCGCAGCUAGCAGCGGAGAACAAUCAGCAACAGCAGCAGGCACUGACUAACACGAACAACGUAACCUCGACGGCGGAGGCCGUCACCGAGGUACCCGGCGCCAUCAAAACGACCAUCAACAUCGGCUUCGCGAUGAACCACGUAAACGAUCAGGAGAACCUCAAGCAGCUCAGCCUCGCACCCAUUCAGGUUAACGAGGUCGAAGAGAUGGACACACAGGAGGAAACCCCAAAUGAUGGUGGGGGAGACGGAACUGACAACCGUCCUAUAAAUGGUGAACCAGAAUUAGCAUGUAUAGUUCAGGAUCAAGAAAUGGAGGAAGAUGAGGCCCGAUCAGAAGCUACUUUUCGAUAUACUGUUGAAAAUAUAUCUAAGAUGAAGGAUUCACAAUUGUCCCCUGCAUGUUAUGUUCGUAAUUUACCAUGGAAAAUAAUGGUGAUGCCACGGUCAAGUCAAACACAGGAAAGACAACCACAGAGAUCUCUUGGAUUUUUCCUUCAAUGUAACGGAGAAAGCGAAUCCACAUCUUGGAGUUGUUACGCUGUUGCUGAACUGCGUCUUCUUUCUUGCAAAGAAGGACAAGAACCAUUUAGCAGAAAAAUUCAACACCUCUUCUACAGUAAAGAGAAUGAUUGGGGCUUUAGUCACUUUAUGACAUGGCAAGAUGUUCUAGAUCCUGAUAGAGGUUUCAUAAAAGACGAUUCAAUUACUCUUGAGGUUCAUGUAGUGGCUGAUGCACCUCAUGGAGUUAGUUGGGACAGUAAAAAACAUACGGGAUAUGUAGGCUUGAAAAAUCAGGGUGCUACAUGUUAUAUGAAUUCUUUAUUGCAAACUCUCUAUUUUACAAAUCAAUUGCGAAAGGCAGUAUACAAAAUGCCAACAGAGAGCGAUGAUUCAAGUAAGAGUGUUGCACUAGCUUUACAAAGGGUGUUUCAUGAGUUACAGUUUUCCGACAAGCCUGUCGGUACAAAAAAAUUAACCAAAAGUUUUGGAUGGGAGACGCUGGAUUCUUUCAUGCAACAUGAUGUGCAGGAAUUUCUACGUGUGCUAUUAGAUAAGUUGGAGAGCAAAAUGAAGGGAACAUGCGUGGAAGGUACAGUGCCAAAAUUGUUUGAGGGAAAAAUGGUCUCUUUUAUCAAGUGUAAAAAUAUAGACUACAAAUCCACAAGAGUUGAAACAUUUUAUGAUAUACAGUUAAAUAUAAAGGGCAAGAAAAACAUUUACGAAUCUUUUAGUGAUUAUGUGAGUACAGAAAGUCUUGAUGGCGAUAAUAAAUAUGAUGCAGGAGAACACGGAUUACAGGAAGCGGAAAAAGGCGUCAUUUUUUCAUCGUUUCCACCAGUUUUACAUCUACAUUUAAUGCGUUUUCAGUAUGACCCAGUUACGGAUUGUUCAGUCAAAUUUAAUGACAGGUUUGAGUUUUAUGAAAAAAUUAGUCUUGGAAAAUACCUGCAGAACAAAGAAACAACAAGUGCGGAUUACACAUUACAUGCUGUUCUGGUUCAUAGUGGCGAUAAUCAUGGAGGACAUUAUGUUGUAUUUAUUAAUCCCGCUGGUGAUGGCAAAUGGUGUAAGUUCGAUGACGAUGUUGUCUCACGAUGUACAAAGCAGGAAGCUAUUGAACAUAACUACGGUGGUCAAGACGAGGACAUGUCUAUGGCUGUGAAACAUUGCACUAACGCUUAUAUGUUGGUUUACAUAAGAAAUUCAGAGCUGGAAAACGUUUUGCAAGAGGUCAAGGAAGAGGACAUACCUCAAGAGCUGGUGGAGAGGCUGCAAGAGGAGAAGAGGCUGGAACAAAUAAGAAGAAAGGAAAGAACGGAGGCAUACUUGUACAUGACCGUCAAUGUCCUUCUCGAGGAUAGCUUUGACGGUCACCAAGGAAAUGAUCUCUACGACCCAGAGCACGCUUUAUAUCGUGUAUUUCGCGUACGUAAGCAGGCCACUGUGCACGAGUUUCUCGAGCUACUGAGCGAUAGUCUGAAAUAUCCAAUAGAACAGAUUCGCAUUUGGCCCUUCAGUACACGUUCAAAUCAAACCUGUAGACCUACGCUAAUUGAGCCGGACGCUGAUCUUCAAAAGCCUAUCAUCGACUGUGCGGAAAAUCACAAUCCGUGGAACGUUUUUGUUGAACUUGUACCUCCAGACUCUGAUAUGACAGCGUUACCGCCUUUUGAUAAGGACACUGAUGUUUUACUCUUUUUUAAACUCUACGACCCCAAAAAUAAGAAAAUUCAUUACUGCGGUCAUCAUUAUAUGCCUGUUGUAGCUAAAGUCCAGGAGCUCAUACCAAUUUUAAAUGAACGCGCCGGAUUCCCACCAGACACAGAACUCGCUUUAUAUGAAGAAAUUAAACCAAAUUUAGUUGAGAAAAUAGAUAACUUAUCGGAACCUUUGGAAAAAGUUCUGGAGGAAUUAAUGGAUGGUGACAUCAUUGUAUUUCAAAAGGAAGGGGACAAUGAAAUGUACGAACUUCCAACAUGUCGAGAAUAUUUUAAAGAUCUAUUCUAUAGAGUAGAAGUAACAUUUUGUGAUAAAUUGAUUCCAAACGAUCCAGGUUUUACAAUGGAACUUUCAUUGAGAAUGACAUAUGAUCAAAUGGCAAAGGCUGUAGCGCAACGAGUCGGCACAGAUCCGUAUCUUUUACAAUUCUUUAAAUGUCAAAAUUAUAAAGAUUCUCCCGGCCAUCCUUUAAAGUGUACAUUCGACGGCACGCUCAAAGAACUGGUUGCGUACUGCAAAACGAAAGUAAAGAAAUUAUUUUAUCAGCAGCUCAGUAUUAGGGUAAACGAACUAGAAAACAAGAAACAGUUCAAGUGUAUAUGGGUUGGGCCAUCGCUUAAAGAGGAGAAAGAGAUGAUCCUUUACCCAAAUAAAAAUGGUACCGUCGCUAAUUUACUUGAGGAGGCUAAGAAGCAAGUAGAAUUAUCAGAAAAUGGUUCAGGGAAAUUAAGGAUAUUAGAAAUGACUUGCAACAAACUAUCACCUGGCCCUGGGGAUGACACACCUUUAGAUCACUUAAACACAUCAGGCACCAAAUUGUAUAGGAUAGAAGAAAUACCACUUGACGAAGUGAAUUUAGCAGAGGGUGAAAUGCUAGUUCCUGUUGCACAUUUUCACAAAGAGGUUUUCUCAACGUUCGGUAUACCCUUCUUCUUCAAGAUCAAGCAUGGUGAACCUUUUCCCAAGAUGAAGGAUAGAUUGUUGAAGAAAUUAGGGGUUCAGGAGAAAGAAUUCGAAAAGUUUAAGUUCGCGGUGGUGACAAUGGGCAAGCCGCAAUUCAUUAUUGACUCGCCGGACUCUUGUAUCAAAAUCGAGGAUUUCCUUCCCAGAUACACCAGUCAGAUUUAUCCACUUUUAAAUGCAGGCACAUCGCCACACAGGCCUUGGCUUGGCCUGGAACAUGUCAACAAAGCGCCGAAGCGCUCUCGUAUCAACUACCUCGAAAAGGCCAUUAAGAUUUACAAUUAAAUUUCCACCACACGAAGAAAAAAUUAAAUUAGGCAGCCACUCAUAAUAAUUUAUACGAUUCUGUAUAGUAAGAGAGCGACGUCUGAUAUAUUGAAGGUUGGAAAAAUGCGUUCAUAAUUCGUUUCUUCAGCCAGAUUAAAUAUGCAAUUUUAAUACUGCAAGAAUGACAUCGAAAGACUACGAGAACAUCGCAAGGGAAUCGUUUCGAGGGGAUACGAAAGCAAAAUUUGCAGUAAGAGAAUGGUAUACCAAUAUACAUAAACAUGAAUUAUCUGCUAAGGUUUUAACGGAUUUGCGCGGCAAUUCGUUGAAGUGAUGACGCACUGUCUGAUUGAUUAAUAAUAAUAUAACUGAAAGAAAUUUGAAAAUAUAAUAUAACUGAAAGAAAUCGUAACAAUGGUUUUUGAAGAAGACUGGACGCAUAAGUUAAGCGAGAGCGUGGCACGCACGCAGAAUAUUUUGUAAAAAAGAAUUUUAAUGUGGCUGUACAGACUGAUCGGUAGCGUAUCUAAUUAAUCAUAAUCUCAAUAUCGUGUAUCUAAAGAAAGCUAUUCCAAAUAACGUUUUGUGAAUGUCAAGUGUUUUCUUUUUUGCUACUUUUAUAUAUAGGGUGUCCGGUUUUGACAAACGCUCGUGAGCACCUGGCCUACAGCGGACUAAACUGAGUCUUCUACCAUUUUGCAAUUUUCGCAAUAGUUAACGAGAUAUUAAUUUCUAAAGAUGCCGAAUAAGUGGAUAAAAUUGACGCAUAAGACUUUAAGAUAUUUUCGAAGUUUUUUAUGACGUAUCUUAAGGAUAUUUCAUAAAGAACUCUUAAAGAUAUCUUAAAGUUGCUUUAUGUGUCGAUUGUAGACACUCUACUACUCACUGGUUAAUUAAAAAAAGAAUUGCGAAAAUUGUAAAAUAAUAUAGGAAUUUUCGACUCAGUUUAAUCUGCUCUACCUGCUCACGAGGCUUUGUUAAAACUUAACAAACACUCUAUGUAUAUAUAUAUAUAUAUAUAUACACAUACAUACAUAUACACACACAUACACGCACGCACGCACGUACGUUUACUUGGAUCUAUUCAGAAUAAUUUAGCGGCAUGCUUGUUAAGUGUGUUGUCAAGGUGGAUGCGAGAAAGAGAGAGGGGGAGAGAAAGAGAGGAACUGUAUGUGUGUGCGUACGUGUCAAAUUUCAAAUUGAGUUGUAAAGAGCAUCAUCAUAGACCUGAUAACUAAAGAGAUAUUUCCCACAAACGUAGUUGAGAUAUAAGUAAUCUUUGUAUGCUAAAGGUUGGUGUUCAUAAUAUCGUUACAACCGCGUUCUGAUUGUAUUUUUUUUAGCGCUAUUUUUUUUAGGCGAAAGGGAAUUAAUCGCUUUACAAAGGGUCUGUCGAAUCGCAAUUGGAAAGUAUACGCUAACGAUAGAUCUCUCACGGUGGAAGCGGUGAUAAUGAUGUUUUAUCUGCGAGAGAAAAAUAAAAUGCUAGCCGAAAUUCUUGUAAACAUGAACGUAUGAAUCAUGCAUUUUAUUGUUCAAAUAUUUACAUAUAUAUCUAUAUAUGCACACAUACACACACAUAUAUAUUUGUGUGUGCGUGUGCGUGUGUGUGUGCGUGCGUACGUGCGUGCAUGUAUGUUUCGUUGUUAGGUUCCUCUGAGAUUAUUGCUAACGGCUAUCCUGAAGUCGAAGCUGGCACACGAGACAACAGUCGACGACAAAGAAGUACACUUUGCAAGUGGAAAAGAAAGAAAGGAAAUCAUGUUAGAUCUAUCUAAAUGAGGCCGUAUUUAAGUUUACAUUAAUUGUAUUGUCGACAGCACCGGGGGUUGUAACGAGAAGUGGCACGAGAAGAAGAAAAGCCGGGACAAUCCAGCAUACGACCGCUAUAUAAUAAUAGGUUAUACACCAGAUACUUUUGCGUUUUGUAGAGCUGAUCUUAUAAAGAAAACUGCUCAACACUGCGAUUGUAAAUCUGAAUAUUUGAUAGUUCAUUUCUAAGGAGGCGAAACUAAUUAAAUGCGAUGCAGGUAUACAUAAAGGAGAAUAAUAAUAAAAAGCAAUACAAUUGAACACGUCAUUGUUUCUUAGCUAGAA